This is a messenger RNA of Mesorhabditis spiculigera, 1434 nucleotides long. Lineage: Eukaryota; Metazoa; Nematoda; Chromadorea; Rhabditida; Rhabditidae. The record is from the annotation of a GenBank genome assembly.
AUGUAUCCAUCGGCUGAUCAAAGUCCGCUUUGGCCACCGACAAGUUCUUUGGGCAAGCGGUCGCAUCAGGAAUCUGAAGAGGGUCCACCGAUCUACACCGCGCCGCCACCCCAAUAUGCUACUUCGUUGAACGGCGAUUUCUUCAAACGUGAAAGCUGGGUAAAUAUAACAGAAGUUUCGGCCAAAGGCCCUCCGAAUUCCGCGCCAGCGCCCCCACGGAUUGAGUCCUUUACGACCGGGGAAAUUAUUGAAGCACCGCACAUAAUUGUUGACGUUCCGGUAAAAGGGGCGCAAUCGGAACCUGUUGCGGCCGUUCAGCCCUCGGUGGCCGAUAUGUGCAGCUACAUGCGAAGCUGCAGCCAUCCACGGAUCUCUGAUGCCAGCAACUACGAACGAAUGCAGAAGAUUGGCCAUGGAACCUAUGGCGAGGUCUACAAGGCACGUUGCAAAAAGACGAGCCGGAUCGUGGCGCUCAAGAAGAACGUUUUUAAUAGCUGCGAAACACAAGGCUAUCCGAGUACGGCUAUCGUGGAGAUCGAGAUACUGCAGCAACUCAAACAUGAGCACAUUAUCGAGUUGAUUGAGAUAUGCUCGGAAAAGUCUUCUAAGAAUACGUCGCCCGUAUUCUACAUGGUAUUCGCCUUCUGUCAUUACGACCUCUCCGGACUGCUUGGCAAUACCAACGUCAAGUUGAAGCCCGUACACCAAAAGACGUUGAUGAAGCACCUUUUCCUGGGCCUCUUUCACUUGCACAAAUGCCGGAUCAUGCAUCGCGACAUCAAAUCUGCCAAUCUGCUGAUUACCGGAAAUGGCAUCCUGAAAUUGGCGGAUUUCGGGCUUGCACGCGCGCAUCAUGUCGCUGAGGAUGAGGCCGACAAGGUACCCUAUACGCCGACAGUCAUCACUCUUUGGUACCGUCCGCCCGAGUUGCUGCUGGGUGAAAAGUUCUACGACACGGCGAUCGACAUGUGGGGCGCUGGAUGCGUGAUGGCAGAGUUGUGGACGCGGACUCCGAUCCUGCAGAACGACACUGAACAGAGCCAGAUUCAAGCUAUCACAAAGCUCUGCGGCGCGAUCACCCCGAAGAACUGGCCGGAUUGUGCUCGUCUGCCCCUUUACGACAAAUUCGAUCUUGACACGACCGCAAAGCGCCAUGUUUGCUCGCGUUUGUCUCCGAUACUUCAGAAUAAUGAAGCCGUGGCUUUGCUGGACCAGCUCUUGGUGCUCGACCCGAAGCAACGUAUGACCGCCGAGGGGUGCCUCGAGUCCGACUUCUUCUACACUAAACCAUUUGCCGCCGAAGAUGUCCACGAUUUGUUAAAGGGACUCGAUGGCGACAUGUUCGACUACCGGGCCCGUGCCGCCUUUCGAAAUCAGCCGCCACCCGUUCGAACCGAGGAGAGAAGCACGGCCGGCUACAAGGAGCUAGUUUUC